AUGAGCGGUGACCUCCCAGUUCUCUCCGGGGAGGACACGGCGAAGUGCACGGUGCUGGAGGCCGCAGGUGACGGUAAUUGCUCACUUCACAGUAUCUACAGGCUGCUGCACCCCGAGCGAGAUAGCGUCGGGGGUGCAACACCAGAGGAGAUAAGAGAGACUCGCCAAGAAAUGGUGGAUGAAAUGCCAGCAGUUGCUUUCUCUGAGGACUACGGUCAGUUACUGGUCAACACGGUGUCCGAGGAAGAAAUGCUAAGAUUGUCCAGUCUCAACUUCGACAAGGGUUUCUACCGAAAGUGCACCUCCUCAUCCGGUCGAGCUACAAGACGCAAACCAAUGAUGACUGUGCGAGAGGUGGUAGAGGACAUCCACAAAAAACUGGGGUACGGUGAGACCACGGGCUGUUUCGUUGGCAAUCUUUUCGGGAAGGAUUUUCUGCACCUGGUGUACAAUGACUGCGGGGGCUACGGUGCAGAUAGUUUUGCUGAGGGUGCGGUUACAGUGCGCAACCCGAGCAGCAGCAACGUGGCGGAAACAAAGCUGAACCACUUCAGCGCUAUCGUGAUCCCACAAGAACUCGUGCCGUGGGCAUUGCCGUACAUGCUCGCACGGGGUUCCUCCGGCGAGUCUGGUAUUGGGCAUAGGAAGGCUGCAGACGAUUAUUGCCCGUGUGCAACCACAUCGGACAAGCGAUCGACGAAACACAGGGGCUCUCCCAUUGCUCUCGACACUGAUGAUGAUGACGAAACCGAAACAAACAGUAGCGUGCGAUCUCCCCGUUCUGCUGGAGGUGCCCCGUCAGUCACAACCGCACCCACCGGCGUAUCAAAGCCGGAGACGCCGCCGGGGAAAGCGGCGAUCAAGCCCGCCACACUUCCUUCUGCCAGCAGCAUGGGUGAAAACGGCGGUGAUAACGAAACGGAAUACGUACAGGACCCUGAGGGGGACGAGGACAUGAGUGACGGGGGUAGCGACGGCGAGUUUCCGGGGGGCUUGGCAAACUAUGACGAGCCGUCCGUGACUAUCAAAAGCCCUCAGCAGAUCAACGCUAUGGUGGACAAGAUACCGGAGGGCUGGGGAAAGCCGGCCCUGAGGUUCGUCUUCGAGUUGGUGCAACACACACAUGACUUCCGAAACGGCCGCAAGAAAAAGAACAUGACCAAGUCGAAGGUUCACAAGGAUGCUCCUGAGGGGUGUGGUGAGGACGAGAAGGGCGAGGAGGAGCUAGAUACCGCAGACGAGCACGUCUGGACAACACGCGGCAUGCAAGAUGCAGAUCGUACGGCUGGAUACGACGGCGGCCGAUGCAGCGGUAUAAGGAUGCCCGUGGUGGAGAUGGCGGUGGAGACUGCGACAGCAGUAGGAGCAGCACCGUCCGGAAUAGGGGUGAGGCAGAGGGUGCCGCAGAUAACGACAGCAGUCGUACCGUACGUAGAGGGGGGCGGUGCUGCGGGCUCAUAUGGGGGUGAUGGGUUUGAUUUUGACGGUGAAGGCUCCUACCGAGGAGACGGGCACGGGUACUACGAUUGCCACCGCAAUAAAGCGGGAGAGGGACACGAUUUGAAGUUGAAACCGUCGAAGACAACAUUGGAUGCGUUGCCGAUGUUUGACCCCGAGAAGUUGGGCAGGUUCUCGGCGGAUGGGCUAGACGAGCUGGCGUUCACGUUCUUCUGCAUCAUGUUCCCGGCGGCGUUGAUCUCACACCUGGUCCUGAAGGGGUAG
Messenger RNA from Ectocarpus sp. CCAP 1310/34, 1722 nucleotides. Lineage: Eukaryota; Phaeophyceae; Ectocarpales; Ectocarpaceae. The record is from the annotation of a GenBank genome assembly.